AUGGUUUGCGGACGAAUGACGCUGCUAGUGGGCGUGUGUGCGGCGCUGAGUGUGAGCGGGCUGCCGGCGCCGCAAUACGUGGGGACGACGCGGAUGGGCGGGGGCGGGUACGGGGGCAGCCAGUACGGCGCGAGCGGGGGCGGGGCGAGCGGGUUCAACGGGGGCUACAGCGGCGGCCGGGACGCCAGCGAGGGCCAGUCCAGCUCGUCCUCCUUCGAGCAGUCCUCCGGGACCUCCUCCCAGUCCUCCGGCGCCGCUAGCCGCGAAUACGGCGCCGGCGCCGGCGCCGCCGCCGCCGUCAAUGGCGCCGCAGAGAACGCCGCCACCGGCUUCGGAAACGGCUUCGCCGCUGCAUCGUCCGGCCUUGGAGCCGGCUUGGGCGCUGGAUACGGCGGGGGCCUCGGAGUGGGCGUCGGGCUCGGCGGAGGCAUUGGCGGAGGCAUUGGAGGCGGCAUUGGAGGCGGCAUUGGGGGCGGCUUUGUGGGAGGCGGAGGCUACAAUGGAGGUGGUGGAGGCUACUAUGGUGGAGGUGGUGGAGGAGGUGGAGGCUACAGUGGAGGAGGUGGAGGCUACUAUGGGGGCGGAGGUGGAGGAGGUGGAGGGUUUGUUGGCGGUGGAGGCUACGGUGGAGGAGGUGGAGGCUACGGUGGAGGAGGUGGAGGCUACGGUGGAGGAGGUGGAGGCUACGGUGGUGGAGGUGGAUUCGGCGGGGGUGGUGGAGGCUACGGCAGCUACUGA
This is a messenger RNA of Puccinia triticina, 738 nucleotides long. RefSeq lists its product as uncharacterized. Bases 1 to 738 code for a protein of 245 amino acids. Lineage: Eukaryota; Fungi; Basidiomycota; Pucciniomycetes; Pucciniales; Pucciniaceae. The transcript has 2 exons. The record is from RefSeq and is a predicted model, not a curated record.